AUGGGAUAUUACCUUGCUGAUGGUAUAUAUCCAAAGUGGGAAACAUUUGUGAAAACAAUCCCAUCUCCACAAGGACAUAAGCGAAAAUUAUUUGCAGCAACCCAAGAGGCGUGUAAGAAGGAUGUUGAGCGUGCAUUUGGAGUGCUUCAAGCACGUUUCACAAUUGUUCGUGGACCUGCACGAUUUUUUCAUCUUAAAACACUCCAAAAGAUCAUGAAAGCGUGCAUAAUUCUCCAUAACAUGAUUGUUGAAGAUGAGCGGGAUGAUAAUGAAGUGGUAGACUUGGAUUAUGAACAAAUUGAUGGAGUGGAUAAUCCUCUUAUGCAAGUGUUACGUGAACAAAGUGAUGGAUUUAUGUCAUACAUUGAGAGGUAUGGAUGCAUUAGAGAUCGAGAAAUUCAUUUUCAACUCCAAUUGGACCUCAUUGAAAAUUUAUGGCAAUUGCAAGGCAAGUCAUAG
Quercus robur (English oak) is the source of this 459-nucleotide messenger RNA. RefSeq lists its product as uncharacterized. The transcript has a single exon. Lineage: Eukaryota; Viridiplantae; Streptophyta; Magnoliopsida; Fagales; Fagaceae. Bases 1 to 459 code for a protein of 152 amino acids. The record is from RefSeq and is a predicted model, not a curated record.